AUGGCUCAGACGAUAUGUAACAGGCCAGCUCGCCAGGUUGUAGGAGCAACGACCACAGCCUCCCAUGCAACGAAGUCUGUAGCACAGAACAAAGGCCAGGAGCAACGCGGUGUCAACGUCCAAACAGUUCCCAAACCACUUUCUCUACGCCAGUCACAAGCACUCAGGCAGCAGCAGAGUCUCGCGUUUGCUCAGAUUAUGCUACAUGCUUCGUUUGGGACAUUAUUCUAUCUCAGAGAAUUCUUGCCAUUGUCGUGUUUCGGAGAACGGGAUCUUCUAAAUCUCAAGCGGCCAGAUUCUAACGUCUCCUACGAUGACUUCGUUGCCGGCGGUUCUAAUCCACCUGUUGAAGCUGGGAAACGUGGACAACCGUUAAAGAUUAUUCUACGAGACCGCAACGCAAAGGCUGAUGGCGUCUUGAAUCUACUUGAGCACGGCAUCUUUGACGCCCUGGAAAAGAAUGUCCUCGAGGCAGUUCAGCUUACAGUAUUUGUUGACAAGGAAAACCCAUCACACGUUCUAGAAAGCUACACGUUUUCUUUCAACUACACGCGGGGUGUACAUGAACUAAGCCGUGGGCUGGAAACAGUCUCACUCGAAACAACUGGACGCUCAACGGAGGUGAAAACUUUUCGAACCGCAAAGUUAGGCCUGGAGAUGAUAAUCCGCAGGCUCAUAACUUUAAGCACCUUUCUGCCCAUCUUGCCAAAUAAGAGGUUUCUAGAAAUACAUCUGUUCUAUACUCAAGAUUGCCCUAAGGAAUAUGAGCCUCAGGGAUUCAAAUCCACCACCCACGACCAUAUAGUAUACCCUAGAGAUGAUGUGUGGAAGAAGGAAACACAAUCGUGUGGUGUCAUGGAUUCUGGUUGUCACAGUGUUGGACUCAAGGUCACCGCUCUCAAAUGUUCCCGUGAAGAUGGCGAUGACGGCGAUGACAUAGGCGGGAGGCAGAUCCCAGACACCCUCGAGUAUACAGAAAGGACGGAGCGUGGGCAUGAAAUUGGGAUAGAGGAUGAAGGACCAUCCUCUCCGGUUAUGACAAAAGGCCAAGGCGAAAAUAGCUCGCAGGAAUCAGCUCAAGGACAAGAAUCAACGCAAACGCGCCAGGAUGCUAUAACGAAGAACAUGCUCCAGAAAAUGGUUCGGCUUGAACUGCCGUCUCCUGACAGCGAACUGAUACCCACGCAGGCAGCUUCCCACUUGAGCUCCAACCCGCCAAAAGCGGAUCCAAGCGUCAAGCCGUGCCUCAGCCAGAUCCAGAAAUCAAAGAUUAAGGAAAGAAUCAACCAUUCACAACUCACUCAACCAGUUACCGGCCAGGGUCCUCAAAACGGUAACGGUGAGGUUAGUUGUCAGUGUGGAUGGGGCGAGCCGGACAUGGAUAUGCUCAAAUGCGAUUUCUGCAAUACACGGCAGCAUCUAACGUGUUACGGCUUCCUACAUCCUAGCGACGAGAAGAUUCCCACCACCCACGCGUGCUACAAGUGUCUUUUGGGACCAGACGAAAGCAAAAUUUCGAGGCAAAUUGAAACUCUCGUUUUGCUUCGACAGGCGCUCAAGAUAAUUAUAGAAAAAGGUUACCCACUUCGAGUCAAGGACUUUUCUCAGAAGCUGCACUGCAGUGGAAACGAGGUUGUGCAGAUUACCGAACUUCUUAGGAAGAAUGGCUUCCUUCAACCAACGCCUGGGUCAAAACAGAGAGGAUUUGCGGAGAAAGGCCUUCCAAGGUUCCGUGUUCCAGACUCGGAAGAGACGAGGCGGCGACUAAGGCAGGAAAUAUUUAAUCCGCUAGCAAAAAUCUCGCAUCAUUAUAUGGUCCCAUCAACGCCUGACAGUCGACCGAACAACGCCACUUCCGUGGUAAACUCGACCAUGAAGGAUAUGAGUGGAAAGUCAGAAAAGGAAUUAGGCAAUCACACUGAUCUACAGGGAAAACCCCCCCUGGAUACCUAUAUCGUGCUAAACUCCGAGCCCAUUGUUAUCAGUGAAGAUGAAGAUAACGGCGGAAGCCAGCCUCAUGCAGCUGUGAGUAGUCAAGCUGCAACAAAAACUCGGCGCGUGUCGUCCAUGUCGAAUGGGGCCCAGGUUGCGCGGGAUAACGCGGCAAGCACUAGCCCGCCAUCAUCCCCUCCACACUCUCAAUAUUCACUGGCAUCUCGUGCACAAGAGCAGCUUAGGAGGCAACAAAGGGGCCGUGGCGAACGAAGCCACCCUCCAGUCUUUGCUGAUUCGCAAUUUGAAUCCUAUGACGAACCGGCGAAGGAGCAGCCGUACAAGCGGCGUAAGCUUAGCAAUGCGGCGUAUCCAAUUGAUAUUGGCGAUUCAACAAGCGAGGAGAGCUCUUGA
Messenger RNA from Arthroderma uncinatum, 2346 nucleotides. RefSeq lists its product as uncharacterized. The record is from RefSeq and is a predicted model, not a curated record. Gene Ontology annotation, cellular component: nucleus. Gene Ontology annotation, biological process: synaptonemal complex assembly; meiotic recombination checkpoint signaling. Bases 1 to 2346 code for a protein of 781 amino acids. Lineage: Eukaryota; Fungi; Ascomycota; Eurotiomycetes; Onygenales; Arthrodermataceae. The transcript is spliced from 10 exons.